CUGUAUCCUGUCGAUAAACUUUUGGAAAUUCCGGAAUUCAAAAUGGCUUCGGACCUCAUCAACAAGGUGGCAGAAAACCUGACAGUUUUGCUAGGCUUCUCAGAGUCCCUUCGGCGAGCUAACCUUCCUUCUGACCCUUCCGAACACUCUUCUCUCCUUUUAUCACCACCUUCAGACUCAAUCUCAGCCCCAUCUUUACCUAUCACCUGA
This is a messenger RNA of Protopolystoma xenopodis, 210 nucleotides long. Lineage: Eukaryota; Metazoa; Platyhelminthes; Monogenea; Polystomatidea; Polystomatidae. The record is from the annotation of a GenBank genome assembly.